This is a messenger RNA of Orycteropus afer afer, 801 nucleotides long. The record is from RefSeq and is a predicted model, not a curated record. Lineage: Eukaryota; Metazoa; Chordata; Mammalia; Tubulidentata; Orycteropodidae.
AUGUCGACAGCGAGCCCACGAGUGCGGGUCGCAGCCCAAUCUCCCAGCAGGGCCCGAUGCGGCGGGCAGGACACCGGGGACCUGGAGUCCGGGGCCGCGAUCGGCGACCUGCGGAAGGGCACAUCCAACAUGUCAUUUGAGGAGCUUUUGGAAUUGCAGAGCCAAGUGGGGACCAAGAAGUACAAACAGUUGGUAUCUGGAAACAGUACUAAGAAGCAAGAUUCUAGACCACCUGUCCAGAAUACAUGUGUUGCAGAUAAGCACAGGCCUCUGGAAAUGUCGGCCAAGGCCCGAGUGCCAUUUUUGUGUCAAGUUGUCCCCAUCAGUAAGAAGGUGGCCCGGGACCCCCGCUUUGAUGAUCUAUCAGGAGAAUAUAAUCCCGAGGUGUUUGACAAAACAUAUCAGUUUCUGAAUGAUAUCCGAGCCAAAGAGAAGGAGAAUGCUAACUAUCAUUCAUUUUCUGAUGAGAAGAUUGUGAAAAAACAAUUGAAGAAGCAUCGUUCAGGGGAAGAGCAUGACAAACUGCAGCUGCUGCUUCAGCGGAUGGAGCAGCAAGAAACGGCACAGAAGAAUCGGAAGCAGCAGCAGGAGCUACGCCUAGCCCUGAAGCGUGAGCAGCGGGCUCAGGCCCAGCAGGGUCAUCGACCGUAUUUCCUGAAAAAAUCCGAGCAGCGUCAGUUGGCCCUAGCUGAGAAGUUCAAGGAGCUGAAACGCAGCAAGAAGCUUGAGAGCUUCUUGAGUCGAAAGAGGCGCCGAAAUGCAGGCAAGGACAGGCGACAUCUCCCCUUGAGCAAAGAGUAG